GACACAUGCCCGGGAAAAGAGCUCAGUUAGGAGCAAGCAAUUAAAUGACCAGUGCAGAUAUUAUUUGGUUAAAUUAGCUAUAUUGGUUGAUAGGUGGAUAACGUUAACCAACUAGAUGACAUUCUGACUCUGAAAAGUGGAAAAUCGGAUUAACAUUCAAGACUGCGCACCUAGCCUAAUCAUCUUGUCAACUGGCUGGGUUAACGUUGCUACUUCUCUCAUGGAAGAAACUGCUUAGUUGUCAACUGACAGUUAGGUCGCUACAUGCACAACGCUACUUACAAAUUCACGUUUCUCGUUAGUUGUUUUUGAUUAGUAAGUUUGUAACAACAAUUUAGAUGUGACGUGAGACAGUGAAAUUAAUUUACCUGUAAUCCUGUUGGCUGAACUGUCAGUCUGAGAUAGCGAGCUGAGUAACGUUGCUGUUAACGUUAGUUUAGUGAGCUUCAGAGGACAGUGUCAACCCUCUUCUGGAUUUUAACGCCAUCAAUUUGGGAAUUUAUUUGGUGGCUGCAUAGACAAUUUAACCAUGCCGAGCAACUGUAUCAUUUCGGAACUUUCUAUUUGUAUCGGUUGUCUUGAUUAGCUGCGAAGGUUAGGGCAACGUUAGAUAUUAACACGAGCUAGCUAGGCUAGUUGGUUUAGAAAUUGUAGUUAUAACGUUGUAGUUGGAUGUGCCAUCAACAGGUUUAGCUGGUAGUAACACAGUUGUGUCCAGCAACCUUGCCAACCAGUUUUCUUUACAGAGACAUUUGCUGUUCAGUUAGCUAGAUUACUGUCUAACGUUAACAACUUCACUCUGGUACUGACCUGGUCAAACGAGAAUGUCGGGGAAAGAGCCUAAAGAAAAGCAAUCUACCACGGAGCGGCUCGUCAAAACGGUGCCACUCCCUCCCCACCAGCGGCUCACGCUGAAGGACCUGUAUGUGGACGGCAAGCCCAACCCAGAGGUCCUGAGGAGCCACCUGGUCAAAGAGGGCCGCCUGGAGGAGGAGGUGGCCCUGCGCGUCAUCAACGACGGUGCCAACAUCCUGCGGCAGGAGAAAUGCAUGCUGGAGGUGGACGCGCCCAUCACAGUAUGCGGUGAUGUCCACGGACAGUUUUUCGACCUCAUGAAGCUCUUUGAAGUGGGCGGCUCGCCCGACAACACACGCUAUCUCUUCCUGGGAGACUAUGUAGACCGGGGCUACUUCAGUAUCGAGUGUGUGCUUUACCUCUGGUCGCUCAAAAUCACCCACCCCACAACCCUCUUCAUGCUCAGGGGUAACCACGAGUGCCGGCACCUCACAGAGUACUUCACCUUCAAACAGGAAUGUAAAAUCAAGUAUUCAGAGCGAGUAUAUGAUGCCUGCAUGGAAGCGUUUGACUGUCUGCCUCUGGCUGCUCUUCUUAACCAGCAGUUCCUGUGCGUCCAUGGCGGCCUCUCCCCUGAAAUCAACUGCUUAGAUGACAUUAGGAAAUUAGACAGAUUUAAGGAGCCUCCUGCGUUCGGUCCCAUGUGUGACCUCAUCUGGGCAGACCCAGGUGAGGACUAUGGCAGCGAGAAGACUGCUGAGCACUUCAAUCACAACUCGGUGCGAGGCUGCUCCUACUUUUUCAGCUAUGCAGCAGUAUGCGACUUCCUGACAAACAAUAAUUUGUUGUCAGUAAUAAGAGCACACGAAGCACAGGAUGCAGGGUAUAGGAUGUACAGAAAAAGCCAGACGACGGGCUUCCCAUCACUAAUCACAAUCUUCUCCGCACCAAACUACCUAGACGUCUACAACAAUAAAGCUGCUGUAUUGAAAUAUGAGAACAACGUGAUGAACAUCCGACAGUUCAACUGCUCCCCCCACCCGUACUGGCUGCCCAACUUCAUGGACGUCUUCACGUGGUCUCUGCCUUUUGUCGGAGAGAAAGUAACGGAGAUGCUGGUGAAUGUUUUGAACAUCUGUUCCGAUGACGAGCUCAUGACUGAGGGACAUGACGACCUCUGUGAAGGUUUAACCCCUCAAGUGCGCAAGGACGUGGUGAUCCGGAACAAGAUCCGUGCCAUUGGGAAGAUGGCCCGAGUCUUCUCCGUUCUCAGGGAGGAGAGUGAGAGUGUAUUGACUCUCAAGGGCCUGACCCCCACCGGUACCCUACCUCUCGGAGUGCUGUCAGGUGGCAAGCAGACCCUGCAGAGUGCCAUCCAAGGCUUCUCUCCCACGAGAAAGAUACGCAACUUCGAGGAGGCACGGGGCUUGGACAGAAUAAACGAGAGGAUGCCGCCUCGAAAGGACGGCCAGCCGACCGACCCGAACGCCAAGGACGCCGACAAGAACGGCACGGACGGAAAGGCAUAGACUCGGGGAGUGGGGGCAGUCAGGGAGGGGGGACAAGAGCCUGCUUCAAACACAACCAGGCACACACCAGUAUUUUCUCUCUUUCUUUAUUUCUAUUUCUCUCUCUCUUUCUCUGACCCCUCUAUUCCUUUCAGUUUUUGUCUGUUUCUCUUUUGGGAACACUCUAGCUAUUUUUGUUCUCUGUGUCUCUGUGUCUUUGCCCUGUCUCUCCAUCUGUCCCACUCAGUUGUCUCCUUCCCUCGUGUUCCUCUGUGGGUUUAGCAGAGACUGUGCCCCUGCCAGGCUCUCCUAUUGGGCUGGCACAAGAUGGGCAGAAAUGGCUCUGUAAGCUCAAGAGGAAGAUAUUGCUUUCAAAGGAGAGUAUAAAACAGAAAAGAAAAAAAAGAAAGGGGAAGGGUUUUUUUAUUUAUUAAAUUUAACUGUGUUAGAUGUACGUACGUAGAGACAGUUUACUGUUCGGGAGAAGGAAAGACAAACGGCCAGAUAUACACACCAUCUGUCAACAACACAUACAGUUUAGCUAAUUUGUACUCCUCAUCGUGGACCAUUGCAGAAGCACCAGCAGUUAAUCAUUUCGAUCCUCUCCUCUCCAAAUGUCCUCCAUCUCUACUACUUUGAGGGAACACUGAGCGGAUGAAUGUUCAGCAUGUGUCGUGACUAAAAGGGAUGCUUAAAUCUCCAAAAAAGAAAAAAAACAAUGCUUAACAAGGCUAUUGCAAAAAACUUUUUUUUUUCUUUUUUUUCAAAAAAAACUUUGGGGAAAGUAAUGGGAACAGAUGUCGCUGUAUUUGUUCUUUGUUAUUUUGGACAAUGAUUGAAACAACGUAAAAGGGAAAAACAAUGUCAGUUGUAGCUGCUUGAGGGUUCAAUGUAUUGUUCCCCAAAAAAUAAGCAUUUAUAUAUGUGUGUGUGUAUAUACAGUGAAUAUAUGAAUAUAUUUUUACCCACUCACAGAGGUAUGCGAUCAGUUUUAGUCGAGUCAGAUUAAGAGGUAAACGUUUGUGUUGUUUUGUUUUGUCUUCUCACUCCUGUGUUGAAAUGUACAACUAUUGUCACCUGGUGUUUGGUGUCCUAACUACUCAACCAAAGUCUGUUGGAGGGAGACGUGGUUAAUGUAGUUCCCCAGGAGACUAAGCUGCCAGGCCUGCAGGUGCUGACUACACUGCUUUCUCAGCAGAGAAGCCCAGUGGCUGAUGGGAAAAGUAUUCACAAUCUGUGUGGGGACUGUAAGAGUCAAGUUGAUUGACAGGACAUGGAAUAGGGUUGGGGGUUGGGUUGAUGGCUUCAAUGCCAAACAGGGAUCUGCUACAUAAUUUCAUGUGAAGGAGUGGUAGUGAUUACAAUUCAUUGACUGCAAAUGUGGUCUUUAAAUAUCUGUUUUAUUUUUUUUUGUUGUUGUUUUUAUUUUUCUUAAAACCAUGUUAUUCAGCCAUUCCAUUUUGUAGUAGCAACACUACAUCCAGAUCUUAAUCUUUGGGAAGUUUGUAUGGACCAGAAUGUGUGAAGGCAACAUUUGUCUCCACCUACUGUUGGUUUUCUGUAAGCUCACCAUCUAAGAGGAUGGAUAGGAUAUGUGUUAUUGGCAGAGAAAUGUCCUGUAAUAGUCAAUGCCCAGGGGAUGUGAGCAAUGUUAAGGGAGUCACUCAUUUUACAGAGAAAGUCCAAAAUCGCCCCUUUACUGUGUAGUACAAGUUGGUGCUCAUGAGAAGAAAUUAUAGUGGACUCCAGGCAUUGUGUAUACGGGACUUUUCAAAGGAGAAGCAACGCCCGCUAGUAUUCAAUUCAUUUUUAAUGAGAAGCAGGCGGACAAAGCGGGAAAUCGGGAGAUUUCAGUGGUGUUACGGCGGGCGGGAGCAGUCCCGACAUUAAUGUCGCUUGCGUGCACAAAUUAAGAACAUGCCGGCCUGUAUCCAAGAUAUAGAGCUGAAUAUGUUCGGCUUUUGAGCUUUUGUUGUAUAUCUGAUUACAGGCGGGAGGGGUAGGGCAGAGAAUGUGGAGUGCUUUCCAUUUGAAAAGCACCUAAUGCUGUGUCUCAACUGUUUGUGGAAAUGCUUUGUUAAGAUGGUUUAACUAUAGCUUUAAAACUUAAUGUACCACCUCAUCCAAUACAGUGUCUAUUUCUUAAUAUACUGACUGAAUAUUAAAAGCGUGACUGAGGCACUCACCUGUAGCCACUACAGCGAAUGAAGGAAAAACUUGACAGGAUUUCAGUAUUUUGCAAACCAUUCGUCAGCCAUUACUUUUAAAUACCAUGUGUGUACUGUGAGUAGGAGAUGGCAGUGAUCUAAGAUAAGAUAACAUAUAAGCUGUGUGUAUGGAUGAGGGGUCAAGACUGCUAGGUACAUGCACACAUCAUUUGUGUAGCACAGGCCUGUAUGUCCCAUGGGGUCAGCUCCUGUGUAAAGGGAACUGAUGCCCUGACCUUAACUUCAGUGUGUUCAAGCCUCAGAGCACAUGGCUUUGUCCAGCGCAAGAGGCAGCCACAAGACUGGAGAGAUGGACUCUUGUGGUUCACGUUCCCAUAUCUGACACUCAUACAUUUUUUCUUUUAUUUCUUUUUGUAAGUGUGUUCAUGUUAAAUGGUCUACCGAAUGGGAAGUCCCUAAAUGCGUUUGUUGCUUUAUCAGUCUUACCUUUUUUUUUUGCGCCAAGUGUGUGGGCAGGCAGCCAGACAGACAGACAGCAGCGUGAGUGGUAGCGUUUGGUGAGGUCUAAAGCCCGGCUAGGGCAGAGUCACUGACCAAGGUCAGGUUCUUAACAUAUCUCACAGAAUGUACAGAAAUAUACUUUAUUACCAAGAGUCUCUUAAUAGCUGUAUAAAAAAAAAAGGGUCGAUCCUAAUGUCGAAUACCUGUAUUGUGAGGCAACUGUUAAAUCUUGAUUUUAUGUAGGUGUAUCAGUUGAGAAAUAAAAAUGGAAUAUGGAAGUCUUUA
Sardina pilchardus (European sardine) is the source of this 5257-nucleotide messenger RNA. It is a transcript of the gene ppp3cca, whose product is annotated as protein phosphatase 3, catalytic subunit, gamma isozyme, a. The record is from RefSeq and is a predicted model, not a curated record. The transcript is spliced from 13 exons. Gene Ontology annotation, biological process: calcineurin-mediated signaling. The coding region runs from base 825 to 2324 and encodes 499 amino acids. Gene Ontology annotation, cellular component: cytoplasm; calcineurin complex. Gene Ontology annotation, molecular function: calmodulin-dependent protein phosphatase activity; calmodulin binding. Lineage: Eukaryota; Metazoa; Chordata; Actinopteri; Clupeiformes; Clupeidae.